Molecule: messenger RNA, 1602 nt
Organism: Cladophialophora bantiana CBS 173.52
Lineage: Eukaryota; Fungi; Ascomycota; Eurotiomycetes; Chaetothyriales; Herpotrichiellaceae
Exons: 2
Coding region: 1-1602 (533 amino acids)
Source: RefSeq, a predicted model, not a curated record
AUGAUCUUUCCCCCCUGGAACUUUGUCCCCUCCUGGUUCCGAGACAGGAACACUGGAAGCAAACAGCAGGUCGGUCUGCUAUCGAACCCGGCAGCAUCGUCCAACCUCCCACAAUCUGAAACUGGGCCUCAACAUGUCUCAUGCACACAAGACGCUCUUCCGCUCGUCGGGGCAACUGUCGACUCCGGGGAUUCCAAGCGACAUUCUGCCGAGGCGGACGAGAGAAUGGAAAACCACGGUGUUGCGAAGGACGUUGCUCUAGGAGGGACUCGACCUCUAGGGGAUGCGGCUGAAACCGCAGAGCCGGUGCCUCUGCGUAAUAUCGAGGUGGUCCGAGGCGCCGGCGAACACCACAGCUUGAUAGCUCAGGUCUCGCCCUCAGACAUUGACCCUGCUCCUCAUUCCGACGCACGAGAAUCGACCGGCCGUUCGUUGGCUUUGCGUAGUCUAUGGAAUCAACUUAACAGUACCUUCGGGUCCCUCACUGGUGGUCUCAUAACGGCUACUGACCUUAGGCGAGAAGUCAUUCGACAGAGGGGAAUUGCCCUACGAGAAGCUGAAAGCAUAUUGGCUUCUGCAGGCGGUGAUGAUUUGCGACCCCUUCGGGACAUUCUGUUGGGAUUGCUGCGAGUCGAAACACAACUGCAGGAGAAGGAUGAAAACUUGAUUCAGCAAUGUUCCCUCAUUCGCAGCCAAGGUUUCAAAAUAUUUGGCCCUGCAGCAGAAUCUUCAUUCAAAGUCCUUGAAGACCAAGGUGUCAUUGUCCAAUCCGAGGGAUCUGAUACAGAAGAGUCCGUUCUUUCCACGGAUGACAUUCGACUGGAUCAGACCUCCGAGGCUCGACGUUAUCUUUCGAAGAAAGGCGAUGUGGAUCUGCUGAGGGAGACAUUGAUGGAUCUGGAUGUGGAGCAGAUGAUGAUGUCCGAAGCGGGCGAACGACCGAACAUCCUAGAAGACCUCAAGUCCAGGCGGAAUGAAGUAUUACUUGAACUAGGGCGAGCUGAAGAAGAGUUGGCCAGGCUUCAUGACGAACUCCCAGAGAGGAAGGUGAGCAUUUCCGAAGAAUACCUUCGUCUACCUUCGGAACUGGAGCACCCGGUCGCUGGCCAGAGCGAUAUCGAAGGUGGGAAAUUGGGAGACAGCAAAUUGGGGUCUCAAUUUCAGUCGGACGUCCAAGGACACGGCUUGUCCCAAAUUCUCGAAGGCGCAACAAAAGACAAUCCGGUCAGAUCAAAAACACUCGUCAAUGCCUACCUCCUGUAUCAGCUGCAGCGUUCACCUCAAGAGCAGCAAAACUUCCUCAAAACGGUCGAAGAGACUAGCAGAAAAAGCGAUAAAGCUCUGGAAACAGAUCCAAGCAAUCCUCCCCUCGAUAUUUGGUUUGAAGAGGAAACAUCCAAAAAGUCUCGAAGGAAGAAUAUGUCCAGUGAAGGGUUUUCCAGAGGGACCAACGCUGACACGACUGCCAACAUCCAAAAGUCUCACGGUCAGAGUGAACCGCACAAACGACGAAGAGCUCCAGAUGACGAAUAUACCCGUCCGCGAAGUAUGUUCGCUGCCUCAAAAGAUAAUGUUGCCGCUUGGGUAGACGCGAAACACUGA